AUGAUUUCCUCUGCUUUUGUAAAGCAUACACCCAAGUGUAUCGCAGGUGGUCAUAAGUCAAUUCUUCGUACAUUUAGUGCAACCAGCUUCUUGAAACAAGAGGAUGGUUAUACCCAUUUUGGAUCAAAAACGGUUCCCAAAUUUGAAAAGGAAAAGCUUGUUGGCAACGUUUUUUCCUCAGUUGCAUCCAAAUACGAUGUUAUGAAUGAUGUGAUGUCGUUAGGAAUUCACAGAUGCUGGAAGGACCAUUUUAUCAAUAAGUUGGAUGCAGGUAAAAGACCAACUUCUGUAGAACCAUUACAUUUUAUUGAUGUCGCGGGUGGUUCUGGUGAUAUUGCUUUUGGACUCUUGGAUCAUGCUGAACAUAAAUUCCAUGAUACUGAAUCUACCAUGCAUAUAGUCGAUAUCAAUGCAGAUAUGUUGAAAGAAGGUGAAAAAAGGGCAAUGGAACAAAACAAGUACCACAAUGACCCCAGAGUGAACUUUUUGGUGCAAAAUGGUGAAUCUCUAGAUGAAAUCGAAUCGAACUCAAAGGAUAUUUAUACCAUUUCAUUUGGUAUUAGAAAUUUUACCAACGUUGAAGCAGGUCUUGCGGCUGCUUAUAGAGUUUUGAAACCUGGUGGAAUUUUCUACUGCUUAGAAUUUUCCAAGAUUGAAAAUCAAUUGAUGGAUCUAAUGUAUCAGCAGUGGUCCAAGGUCCUGCCUGUGAUGGGGUCCAUCAUUGCCAAUGAUUACGAUUCUUACCAAUAUCUAGUGGAAUCCAUUGAAAAAUUCCCUGAUCAAGAGACAUUUAAAAAUAUGAUAGAACAAGCUGGUUUCAAAUCGGCUGGAUAUGAGAGCUUAACUGGUGGUGUCUGUGCCAUCCAUUGGGGUGUCAAGGUAUAA
Zygosaccharomyces rouxii is the source of this 885-nucleotide messenger RNA. RefSeq names its product 2-hexaprenyl-6-methoxy-1,4-benzoquinone methyltransferase (gene COQ5). Gene Ontology annotation, molecular function: methyltransferase activity. The transcript has a single exon. The record is from RefSeq and is a predicted model, not a curated record. Gene Ontology annotation, biological process: ubiquinone biosynthetic process. NCBI's taxonomy places the organism in Eukaryota, Fungi, Ascomycota, Saccharomycetes, Saccharomycetales, Saccharomycetaceae. The coding region runs from base 1 to 885 and encodes 294 amino acids.